CUGUGAAUGACAUUAUAAAUAGUCUGCGGGUACUCUGUAUUUAAUUCCAAGUCUUCUCAAGUUUGCCGAAUUUUAGCUAUUUUAGUCUGGAUUCGAAUUUGUUGAAAAAUCCUGUGCACUCUGUCAACAUGCCAGCUUCUACAGUCUCUUCUCCUCAAGGCUGGCCCCAAGAUGUGGGCAUCGUAGCCAUGGAAGUCUACUUCCCUUCUCAAUAUGUUGACCAGGCAGAGUUGGAACAGUUUGAUGGUGUAUCUGCGGGUAAAUACACAAUUGGACUCGGCCAGUCAAAAAUGGGUUUUUGCUCAGACAGAGAGGACAUUAACUCACUAGCACUCACUGUUGUUCAGAGACUAAUGGAGAGGAACAAACUUUCCUACACAGCCAUCGGCAGACUUGAGGUGGGAACAGAGACGAUCAUUGACAAAUCGAAAAGUGUCAAGACGGUUUUGAUGCAGUUAUUUGAUGGGAGCGGCAACACAAAUGUGGAAGGGGUAGACACAACAAAUGCUUGUUAUGGUGGCACGGCAGCGUUGUUCAAUGCUGCACACUGGGUGGAAUCUAGUGCAUGGGAUGGUCGUUAUGCGCUGGUUGUGACAGGUGACAUUGCAGUGUAUGCAACAGGAAAUGCCCGCUGUACAGGUGGGGCAGGUGCUGUAGCUAUGUUAGUGGGACCAAAUGCACCACUUGUCCUAGACAGAGGUUUGAGAGGCAGCCACAUGCAGCAUGCGUAUGAUUUCUACAAACCAGAUAUGUCCUCAGAAUACCCAGUAGUUGAUGGAAAACUCUCCAUUCAGUGUUACCUUCAUGCUCUUGACAAGUGCUAUGAAGUCUACUCUUCAAGAGCAAACACAGCCAGGCAAAUUGCCGGUAUCCAGGAACCAUUUUCAUUGAGUGCAGCAGAUGAUUUUGUUUUCCACACUCCAUUUUGUAAACUGAUUCAGAAAUCCUUUGGAAGAUUUAUGUUAAACGACUUUCUGAGAGAGAAGACUCCAGAUUUUGAAUCCAAAUAUGCAGGAUUAGAAGCUUUUAGAGAUAUCAAAUUGGAGAAUACUUAUUUUGAUAAACAAGUAGAAUCAGCUUUUGUAAAGGCCAGCAAAGAGAUGUACAAUCUGAAAACUCUACCAAGUUUGAAAGUAGCAAAUCAGGUUGGCAACAUGUACACUGCAUCUUUGUAUGGUGGAUUGGCAUCCUGCCUAGCCAAGUACCCCUCUCCCACAGACUUAGCAGGGAAGAAGAUCGUGUUGUUUUCAUAUGGCUCUGGAUUGGCUUCUUCAAUGUUUUCCAUGACAGUGACCGGUGACGCUUCUCCGGGGUCUGCUUUGGCCAAACUCCAUCACAGUCUCGAAAAUCUGCAAGAAAGACUUGACAGUCGACAAAAGGUUCAGCCAGAAGUUUUUGAUAAAACGAUGAAACUCAGAGAGGAGACUCAUCAUCUAGCUCCUUACACACCAGUGGGAAAUAGAGAGGCCCUGUUUGAAGGCACCUGGUAUUUGACAGAGGUUGAUCAGAUGCACAGAAGGAAAUAUGAACGCAAACCAUUGACUGAAAGCUGUGAAGGAACAACAGUUAGUGUAACAGAGGUCAAAAAGACCAGUCAAGUAGAAGAAGCCAGUUCCUGCCAAGUGAUGACCAGUUGAACAUCACCUAUUUCUAGCUUCUGGGAGUGACCCCUGUUUCAUCAUCAGCCAUAAUUGUAAUUUCUUGCUUAUUUGCAGCAUCAGAACAUCUGUAUGAUCAAAAUAUUAAAAAUACCAGUAUUUGUGUUAAAGAGGAAUGGAUUCCCAGACUUUUAUGGCAGAUGUAUUUGUUUUAUAGCACCAUAUUUCUUUGCAGUAAUUGCUUAGAUAUGACCUUGACACCGAAAAAUUAAAAUGUUUGGUCAACAUUUUUUGCCAAAUUUCUGUUUACAAAUAUACGUUUAAUAAAUGUUCUGCACUGCCUGUGUAGGUUUCUAGUAUAUUUUCUAUGUAAAUAUGUAUCCUGUAAAUAAUGGUUUGCUUCAUGAAAUUUAAACUCCCUAUUUUAUUUGAAUGUGUGUUUGGUUUUUCAUUAAAUGUGUUCUAGCUUGAGUCAUUAAAUGUAAUUUAUUCAGUUGUGUUUAUUAUUUAUUCUAUUUUUAUUCUGUCACAUAACGAAACUUUGACUUAUUACUCAGUUCAGACAGUUUGGAUUGUUAUUGGAUUGGCUAGGUCUGUUUCCAUGACCUAAUACUGUUAAAACAUUUUUUAAGUUUUGUUUCUGUAAACAUUGCCCGUUUUUACACACAUGUGUAUUCAUGAUCUAAAUACUGUUAAAACAUUUGUUAAGUUCUGUUUCUGUAAACAUUGCCCGUUUUUACACACACGUGUAUUCAUGACCUAAUACUGUUAAAACAUUUUUUAAGUUCUAUUUCUGUAAACAUUUCCUGUUUUCACACACACACACACAUGUAUUCUGAGAAGCAUGAUGAUCAUGUGUGUGUAUUGCCCAUAGUAAUAGUUGCCAUGUUUUGUAUUGGUUGAACUUAUUUUUUUUUUGUAAGGCUUGAAGACAUGAAGCGUUCGUAAUGGAUGUGUGUGAUUGUCGGAUUGGUGUUGGGUGAACAAAUAGCAAUAUCGCAGAUGUUUUAUGCUGCUGUGCACUUAAUUAAAUGGAACCUCUUCGCAGUAAUGGACAUUCCAUGCAGCUGUCCCAUUUUGCAAGAUCCAGACUACAUACUCUACAUAUUUUUUGUGCUCAUGAUUGACUAUAACGAUAUGAUAAUUGUCAUAUCAUUUUUGUAGUGUUACUGAGUGUAAAUGUUUAAUUGUUAUUCACAAUGAUGAAGAGAUAUGUUUUUUUUAAAUAUGUUAUAUUUUUGUCGAGUCAAGCAAAUAUGUCCAUCUGGUCAGACUUUCUUUUCUAGAUCAGCUAAUAUGUCGUAUCUUUUCUAGAUAUUAUUUUUAAUUUUUGUGUCACUUACAACAAUAAUGUACUUUGGACCACACCCAUGACUUCAGUUCAGGAAUAUCUUCCAUUUCACAACUCAUUGUUUUGGAUAAAACCAGGAAAUAUAACUGAACUGCAAGUAUUGCAUUUGUCAA
Molecule: messenger RNA, 3062 nt
Organism: Liolophura sinensis
Lineage: Eukaryota; Metazoa; Mollusca; Polyplacophora; Chitonida; Chitonidae
Product: hydroxymethylglutaryl-CoA synthase 1-like
Exons: 9
Coding region: 129-1637 (502 amino acids)
Biological process (GO): acetyl-CoA metabolic process
Molecular function (GO): hydroxymethylglutaryl-CoA synthase activity
Source: RefSeq, a predicted model, not a curated record